Molecule: messenger RNA, 1900 nt
Organism: Phacochoerus africanus (Common warthog)
Lineage: Eukaryota; Metazoa; Chordata; Mammalia; Artiodactyla; Suidae
Gene: TMEM161A
Product: transmembrane protein 161A
Exons: 13
Coding region: 177-1565 (462 amino acids)
Source: RefSeq, a predicted model, not a curated record
AGUUCCGCAAGGAGCUCGGAGCUUCAGGCCCGUGGGUCCCAGCACCGCGCUCCCGCCGGCAACAUGGUAUUGGGACCGCAGUUUGAACCAUAGGUCUCCUCCUUGGGAAGGUGUCGGAGAGUAAUGGGGCGGUCCUUGGAGUGCAGCUGGUGGUGACGCUGCUUACCGCCACCCUCAUGCACAGGCUGGCCCCACACUGCUCCUUCGCGCGCUGGCUGCUCUGCAAUGGCAGUCUCUUCCGAUACAAGCACCCUUCCGAGGAAGAACUUCGGGCCCUGGCAGGGAAGCAGAGACCCAGAGGCAGGAAGGAGCGAUGGGCCAAUGGCUACAGUGAGGAGAAGCCGUUAUCUGUGCCUCGAGACACCCCAUUCCAGCUGGAGACCUGCCCCCUCACAGCUGUUGAUGCCCUUGUCCUGCGCUUCUUCCUGGAGUACCAGUGGUUUGUGGACUUUGCGGUGUACUCGGGUGGCGUGUACCUCUUUACAGAGGCCUACUACUACAUGCUGGGCCCGGCCAAGGAGACCAACAUCGCAGUGUUCUGGUGCCUGCUCACCAUCGCCUUCUCUAUCAAGGUGUUCCUGACGGUGACCCGGCUGUACUUCAGUGCAGAGGAGGGAGGCGAGCGCUCUGUCUGCCUCACCUUCGCCUUUCUGUUCCUGCUCCUGGCCAUGCUGGUGCAGGUGGUGCGGGAGGAGACACUCGAGCUGGGCCUGGAGCCAGGCCUGGACAGUAUGACCCAGAACUUGGAGCCACUACUGAAGACACAAGACUGGGACUGGGCUCUCCCGCUGGUCAAGCUGGUCAUCCGGGUGGGGCUGGCGGCGGUAGGCUCCGUGCUGGGCGCCUUCCUCACCUUCCCAGGCCUGCGUCUGGCCCAGACCCACCAUGAUGCGCUCACCAUGUCAGAAGACCGGCCCAUGCUGCAGCUCCUCCUGCACACCAGCUUCCUGUCCCCCCUGUUCGUCCUGUGGUUCUGGACCAAGCCCAUUGCGCGGGACUUCCUGCACCAGGCACCCUUUGGGAGCACUACCGUUUCUCUGCUGUCGGACUCGGCUUUUGACUCGCUGCGCCUCUGGGUGCUGGUGGCACUGUGCUUGCUGCGGCUAGCAGUGACCCGGCCCCACCUGCAGGCCUACCUGUGCCUGGCCAAGUCGCGCGUGGAGCAGCUGCGGCGGGAGGCUGGCCGCAUCGAGGCCCGCGAGAUCCAGCGGCGGGUGGUGCGGGUGUACUGCUACGUGACGGUUGUGAGCCUGCAGUACUUGACGCCGCUCAUCCUCACCCUCAACUGCACGCUGCUGCUCAAGACGCUGGGUGGCUACUCCUGGGGUCUGGGCCCGGUCCCCUCGCUGUCUCCUACCCCAUCCUCAGCCCGCGAUGGCCCGGUUGGCCCGGAGGAGGACGAGGCCCAGCAAACUGCUGCCCUGAUCGCUGGGGCCCUGGGCAGCCUGCUCACGCCCCUCUUCCUCCGUGGCGUCCUCGCCUUCCUCAUCUGGUGGAUCGCCGCCUGCCAACUGCUCUCCAGCCUCUUUGGCCUAUACUUCCACCAGCACCUGGCGGGCUCCUAGCCGUCUGCAGAUACUCCUGAGGUCCCAAGCUCUGGUCCUGGGCCAGCGGGACAUGGGCCGCCCCCUCAGUGUCCCCAGGUGCAAGGCGGCCCUGGGAGUCUCUGCUGUGCUAGCUGUGCCAGUCCCCUUCACCGCAGUGCCUGAUUCUGUACCCCACCCCCCUUGGACCUCGAGCUUCUGCCUCAAAACUGACUCCCCAGGCCCAGCAGCAGAGGGUCCCGUGGCCAGCUAUUGUUCCCAGAUUGCAUGUGCCCAGUUUGCAGGGUGGUAAGGGUUGGGGGAGGGAGACACUCUUCUAAACAAAUAAAGGAGCAAGCUGCUUUUUACAAAAAGGA